UACUAGAGAACAACGGAAGUGACGCUGGUACUGGGGCGGAAACUCGUUGUGCUGGACUUUCAGAGGAGAAACAUAAACACAGCUGUGGAUUCAGAGCUUGUGUUUGCUGGACAUUGUGGACAGUUGUUAAAGGCGGUCCUUGCUUACAAACAGUGUUGUAAAUAUACAAGACAGGGCAACCAGCUACCCCACAUCAAACAAAGCGGUGUUUUUUAUUUUAUUUAUUAGAGAACCAACAAUGCAAUCAGCCUGUGAAAUGAAAGAGGUGAUGGAUCUCUGUGCAUCCUCCGCGUCUCUCCUGGAAGAAGAACUCGCCUCUGCUAUCGAGCCUGCAGUGAAAGCGGCUGUGCUGAGCGUCAUGUCUGCGUUAGCAAAGUUCGUGGACAGUAAAUGUGCAGUUUUCCACCUCAGACUGGACGAAAGAGACAAAGAUUUCGAAAGCGUGAGAUUGCGAUUGGAAAUCGCGGAGAGCGAUUUAAAAGCCGUAAGAGAACGAGAAUGCACGAACACUGUCGAUAAGAACUUCACACACUCUCUCACAAACACUGAAACACAAAUUAUUGCUCCCGGCCGGUCAGCCCCUGCCCGGGAUCGCUCCACUGCACCAGUUCAGCUGAUCAGGGACCCGGUGCCUGCAGCCCAGCCCGCACUGAAAAGCUCCCGGGUUUUAAUCUGUUCAGAAGUGCUUGUUCAAGGUGGUGAACACAGGGACCACACAAGCACAGCGGGAUGGAGAACAGUGGAAGAUCCUGGAGAGAGAAAUGCUCUCCCUCAUGCUGAGGAAGGGUCGAAGGCAGAAUCAGUUCCCAUUCAAGAGGAGCUCUUUGACCAGGAAUGGUGCAGGAGUCCAAAGCAGGCUCCAGAGCUGACAUCUAUUGAAGGGGAGGAGGAGAAACCUGGACUGGAUCCUGUCCACGUUAAUGAAGAGAUCCCUGGAAUUGAGUCGGUCAUCAUUAAAGAAGAGGUUCUUGAACUUGAAUCUGACCCCAUUGAAGAGGGGGGUUCUGACCACUUUGAAAGACGGCAGCAAAUUCAAACUGGACAAAAACUGUAUCGCUGCCCUGAUUGUGGGAAGCGUUUCAGUACGUCAACGGAGCUGAAAAGACACCACCGAAUUCACACCGGAGAGAAGCCGUAUCAUUGUAAUGCAUGUGGAAUGAGUUUCAGUACUUCAGGAGAUCUGAAAAGACACCAGCGAAUUCACACAGGAGAGAAGCCGUAUCGCUGCACUGAAUGUGGGAAGAGUUUCACUCAGCUUGGAACGCUGACAUUACACCUGCGAAUUCACACCGGAGAGAAACCAUACGGCUGCACUGCAUGUGGGAAGAGUUUCAAACAGUUACAACACCUUAAAAAACACCUGCAGAUUCACAUGAGAGAGAGACUGUGACCUGUUUUCUGAAACGUCCCUGAAUGAGUGUGAACUGGAUGUGCUGGAUAGUUUAGAGGACAAAUGUUGAAUGUGACUUGGAGCCACCUAAUACUACUGUCUGGAAGAAGUGUCGGACUGUCCGUUCAGGACUGUGGAGUUUAUAUUGAAAAUCAGAAGUAUUAAUCAUUAGCUCUUCACACAUAGUUUAACAAUUUUAUUAAAACGUUAUGCAUUUACUACCAAUGCAGAGAGUAUGGCAACAUUUAAAAUUUCGGCAGUAAUAACUGUGAAGACUGAGUACAACAUUUAGUGACAGGACAGACAGGCACGGUGCGGCACGUGAGGCAUUUUGCCACCUGUAUCGCUGCCAUUGCUUUCAUAUGGUGUUGGACAGAUUAUAAACUGUAGACUACAGAGCUGCCCAAGCACCCUGAAGUGUUUGAUCCCUCCCAUAUUUCAUACAAGGACAGGCAAGUCAGUAUUUUAUACAUCGUUCCUGCCUUUUUUAUUAUUUCUGUAGUUCACUACUAUUUUUACUAAAUAACUGGCUGUAAAAGGAUAUAUUUUCUAACACCUCAGUAGUAGGGUAUUCGCUGUGAGCAACAUAUUGUACAUUUCUUUGCUCAGCUCAGAUCUCUCAUUUCAUACACCUGCUUAUAGGUGAGAGAAACACAAUGUUGAAAAACAAACCAGUGCUUUUAUUUAGUAGGUUAUAAAUUUUGCAUCACGCCCUAUAGAAUUAAUAUUGUUACUGACACAUUGAAAUUACAUUUCGCUUUGUAUUUUCCCAGAAAUUGAAAAAAUGUGACAUUGUUAAAACUAAAAUGAAAUACUGUACUACUAUUGCAAUUUCCAGUAGU
Molecule: messenger RNA, 2232 nt
Organism: Acipenser ruthenus (sterlet)
Lineage: Eukaryota; Metazoa; Chordata; Actinopteri; Acipenseriformes; Acipenseridae
Product: zinc finger protein interacting with ribonucleoprotein K-like
Exons: 2
Coding region: 239-1390 (383 amino acids)
Biological process (GO): central nervous system development; regulation of transcription by RNA polymerase II
Cellular component (GO): nucleus
Molecular function (GO): RNA polymerase II cis-regulatory region sequence-specific DNA binding; DNA-binding transcription factor activity, RNA polymerase II-specific
Source: RefSeq, a predicted model, not a curated record